AUGUAUCAAUAUAUUAAUCUUGAAUAUUUCACUUUACUAAUUUCUACUGGUGAUGCACGUUAUAAUGCAUCAGUAGAUUUUCAAUGUUUUGUCAAAGAGUAUGCGAAAAUUGAAUUACGAUUUAUUGAUUUAUAUGGUUUACGAUAUGCAAACGUCUAUAAACGAACUUUGAAUGGAACGCAUUUACAAUCUUUAAAACUUUCAGGCGUUAUUGAUUCGAAUGUUCGUCGUGUUCAAAUACUAAUUAUAUUUGGACCUAUUGAAAAAAAAUAUUUAUUAAAAUUUUUAAUAAUUGGUUGUGCAUCAACGGGAAAAACAUGUAUUUUACAUCAAUUUAUUGAAAAUAAAUUUAAAACCAAUGUAACACAUACAAUUGGAGCUGAAUUUGGUUCAAAAAUAAUAAAUAUAAAUCAAAAAAAUAUUAAAUUACAAAUAUGGGAUACUGCUGGACAAGAAAGAUUUCGAUCAGUAACACGUAGUUAUUAUCGUGGUGCAUCUGGUGCUUUAUUAGUUUAUGAUAUAACAAAUCGAGAAAGUUAUAAUACUAUUGCUAAUUGGUUAUCUGAUGCUCGUCAAUUAGCAAGUUCAAAUAUAGUUAUUAUUUUAUGUGGAAAUAAAAAAGAUUUAGAAGAUCAAAGACAAGUUACUUUUAUUGAAGCUAAUCAAUUUGCACAAGAUAAUGAUUUAAUAUUUGUUGAAACAUCUGCAAUGACAGGUGAAAAUAUAUAUGAAUCUUUUCUUCAAUGUGCUCAAAUAAUAUUAAACAAAAUUGAUUCAGGUAGUAUUGAUCGAUAUAAAAUAAAUUCAGCCAUUCAAUCUGCUCUAUCAACUGCUAAUAAUCGAUCUGAAAAUUCUCUUGAUGAUCAUCAAUCGAGAAAUAAAUCAAUUAAAGGCUGUGAUUUAUGUCAAACAUAA
Molecule: messenger RNA, 915 nt
Organism: Rotaria sp. Silwood1
Lineage: Eukaryota; Metazoa; Rotifera; Eurotatoria; Philodinida; Philodinidae
Source: the annotation of a GenBank genome assembly